Molecule: messenger RNA, 1179 nt
Organism: Balearica regulorum gibbericeps (East African grey crowned-crane)
Lineage: Eukaryota; Metazoa; Chordata; Aves; Gruiformes; Gruidae
Source: RefSeq, a predicted model, not a curated record
GGUCCCUUGCAUCCUCCAUUACAGCCUCAGCCACAACCUCAGCCUCAGCAGCACCAUCACCAGCAGCAGCAGCAGCACCAUCACCAGCAGCAGCAGCAGCAACACCAUCAUCAUCUCCAAGGGCCACCACAGCCCUUGAUGCCCAUGAACCAGCCACAGUUCAGGCCUCAUAUGCAGGCCACGCAGCAGCAGCCAAAUAAUAACAGGAUGCAGUGUCAGCCACGACAGGGUCCAAUGAAGCCAAGGCAUAAUACACCAUCACAAAAUAUUGUCAAGCGUCCAAAUCAGCAGCUACAGUCAACUGCUCCAAGAAAUAGUAACUUGCGUGAGUUGCCAAUAGCACCAUCACAUGCUAUGGAAAUGAGCAACAACAGGCGAACCUCCACCCCAGCAGCUCAGGUCAAACCCAUUACCAGCACGAUGUCUGCCACCAAGUCUGUAGCUGGUGUUGGAAACGCACAGGGACGGCCUGAGAUGAAAGCUAAAGCAAUCACGCCAGUGGGCCAAGCAAAAUCAGAAGUAAAAGCUGAACCAGAGUAUCCAGAUGAGGAUGAAGAAACUAGAUUGUAUCGUUUGAAGAUAGAAGAGCAGAAACGUCUGAGAGAAGAAAUCCUGAAACAAAAGGAGCUGAGACGACAGCAGCAGGCUGGCGCUAGGAAGAGAGAAUUGCUUGAAAGACUUGCGCAGCAGCAGCAGCAACAGCAACCUUCUACACAACAGUCCUACAUGCAGCAGGACGACGACUCCUCCGAGUUCCCCACCAACGGCAGCCCUUACAUACCCCACUCUGGCUUACAGACCAGGCAAAAUGUGAAAAACAGACUGCUUGUUAAAAAGCAAGAUAUGGUAUUUCCAAAUAUCCAACCCAAACCCACAGAUUUCCCCCAAGUCGGCACAAAUAUGCAGUAUCAAGGACAGCAGCUGAAGCCAGUGAAGCAGCUGAGGCAGACUAGGACAGUACCUCCGAGUCAGCCUCAGGCACCGCAGAAAGUCUUACAGACAAAACCUGCUGCAGCAUCGCUGCCCACGACACAGACUGCUCGAGUGGCUUCGGUACAAGCAAGGCCCCAGGAACUGAAACCUGGCGUGAAAAGGACUGUCAUGCAGCGGACAAACAGUAGUAGUGGAGAUGGGCCCCAUGUCGGCAGCAAAGUCAGGGUGAUUAAAUUGUCAGGAGGG